AUGGGUAGUUUGCCCGUGACGCUGGAAUUCGCCGGUGGAUCUGAGCUUCUGUUCGACAAAAGGCAACGUGUGCACGACAUCACUCUGUUGUCAUCCAACGGCGAUUCGGACAGGUGGACGUUGGCUCGGCUGUUUACGUGGGUCAGGGACAACCUGCUGUCAAAAAACGCUGACAUGUUGAUCCGCGAUGGCACCGUGCGACCCGGUGUUUUGGUGCUUGUCAACGACGUUGAUUGGGAGCUACUCGACCUUCAGAACUACGUUAUCAAGCCGAAAGACAAGAUAACUUUUUUGUCAACUUUGCACGGCGGCUAA
Soboliphyme baturini is the source of this 315-nucleotide messenger RNA. Lineage: Eukaryota; Metazoa; Nematoda; Enoplea; Dioctophymatida; Soboliphymatidae. The record is from the annotation of a GenBank genome assembly.